CCUCGCUCGCUCCUGCCCCGGCGUGCAGGGCCCGGCCGCCGCCAUGGCGGGCCCGUGCGAACUCUCAGUGCAGGACCUCAACGAUCUGCUCUCGGACGGCAGCGGCUGCUACAGCCUCCCGAGCCAGCCCUGCAACGAGGUCACCCCGAGGAUCUACGUGGGCAACGCAUCUGUGGCUCAAGACAUCCCCAUGCUGCAGAAACUGGGCAUCACCCAUGUUCUGAACGCUGCUGAAGGCAGGUCCUUCAUGCAUGUCAACACCAGUGCCAAUUUCUACAAGGACUCCGGCAUCACCUACCUGGGCAUCAAGGCCAACGACACACAGGAGUUCAACCUCAGCGCCUUCUUUGAAAAAGCUGCAGACUUCAUUGACCAGGCCCUGGCUCAAAAGAAUGGCCGGGUGCUCGUUCACUGCCGCGAAGGUUACAGCCGCUCCCCAACCCUAGUCAUCGCGUACCUCAUGAUGCGUCAGAAGAUGGACGUCAAGUCUGCUCUGAGCAUCGUGAGGCAGAACCGUGAGAUUGGCCCCAAUGAUGGUUUUCUGGCCCAACUCUGCCAUCUCAAUGACAGACUAGUCAAGGAGGGGAAAUUGUAACUCUAGGGUGCCCCCACUGCCUCUCCUCUAAUGGCCAACAGGGGAGGCCCUGGGUGAGUGUCCCAAGCCGCCAUGUUUAGGAAUCACAGUGUACCCUGCUCCUAGCAUCACCAGGCACUUGCCAAUGAGUCUGUCCCAACACAGCCCUGGGCCACUUCCCCCUUGAGGAGCAUAUAAAGAAGCUUGCUGAGAAGUGCAUCCUUGCUCCCUGAUGUGUCCUGUUCCCGUAAUUUGUGAUGUCCUCUCCCCAAGGUAUGGGCCCAGAGGGGCAGGCCUGUGGCAUGCACUCUUCUUCUCAGUGACCCAGGGCAGGAACUCUGUGGAUGCUCACAGGGGCACCUCCUGAUCUUCGCCCCACUCCUGGGUUCUCUCCUAGGUGGGGACCUUGGCAUCCUGAGCUCUAGUGAAGGAACUAUGCAAACACGGGCCUGUCUCUCCCCAUCAUGUCUUUGCUCCCUGAUCUCACAGCCAUCCACACCCUGCUCACAGGCAGGGCCAUGUCAUGAGGUCUGAAGCAAGAGGGGUGGGGGUGCCUGCCAGAAAAAAAUUUAGAGGGUGGAAAUUCCCAUAGAGAGACCUUAUUUUUAAGUAUUUCUUUAGGAUUAAAGAUACUUAAACAAAGCGGCCCUCUGAGUGGGCAAACAAAUUCCCCUGGAAGAUUCUCCUAAAUCCAGAGAGUUUAAAAAAUGUGACUCUCUGGAUGGCUUGAGUUCAGAAUUCACGGCAUUAGACUAUUUCAUUUGACCUGCUCUCAGUUACUUCGUUUGUUAGAAGGGUGAAGCCUUGGGCAUAGUUUUAUUUUUCUUUUUCAGAAAACAGGGUGUUAUAGCCCAUCCUAUUUAAAAACCCCACCAUUUGGAGAAUUACAAGGGUUUUGUCCUGAAUUAUAGUGUUGGUGAGCCCAAGCCACUCCUGCUAACUGCUUUUUGUCUCGGUUGCUAUUCCAAGAGCAGAGGGAGGAAGUUGGCCAAUUACAGCGUGCAUGUGGGGGCGUGUGGGGGUGUGUCUCUCAGAAACACAGCCAGAGGCUGAGCAGGGAAAUGAGUAGUCCUAGGCUCACCACCUGCCCACUUACAGGUUGUUCUUCCCCUCCCUGGGGCCUAUGCAAGAUCCCUGGAGCCUUGGGAGCCAAAGCGACUCAGCCGGGCAGAAAUAAAACAUGGCGGAGCGCCCAAACAAAAACAAGCAACCUCUUUUAGGACUUUCUUUAGGAUGCAGUUGGAAUGCACUAGCACUUACACUCACGUGUGUGCGCACAUUUGUUAGAAUAUAAGUUUUGUUUUGAACACAGUCUCAUUAGGGUUUUGCACUAUUGUCAUUACAGAAACUGAUGCAAAGCUGUUUAUCUUCAGGGUCCCAAAGGGCUGAGGGGUGGUCCUCGGGUACACCCCUGUUGCCUAGCACAGAGAUGUCUGAUGAAAGUUUGUGGAAUUAAUCCCCUCCCCUUUUUUUGAGUGCAAAUAUAUGUAGGGUAUGUAGGGUGUUCUUUUGGGUGUACGAAGCUUCCAGGAGGGUGAAUUUGUGUUAGGAUCACUUGCCAGGGUUUGCAAAGUAGUCUUACCUGAAGUGAAAUAUCAGGGACUUUUGUUGAAUAUUUGAAAUUCAGUUUUAAAUUUAAGUUCAAGAAGUGUUAACAUGUUGCAAUGCGGAACGUGCCUUUUUCAGGGUUUACCGAGGCAUUCCGCUAGGAAAAGGAGACUGGGCUUAGAUAGAAACAGGUGUGCCUUAGGGCUUUGCUAACAGGUGCGAGGAUUCUCUGAUCUCCUCAGGAGCCUCGCUGAGGCAGGAGGUUCACUACCAUCUUUCCUCUUUGACCACAGCAGCCCUAAAGAAAUGAGGCUCUGUUCCCUUUUUCUAGAGACCCGGCUGUCCAGAUAGACCCACCUAAGUGACAUAGCCAUCCUUUAAACUGUGUACCUCACUUACAGUUCUCAGAUAACUUUCUCAUUUAACCAAACUUGAUCCUCAAAAUAACCUUGUACAGUUGGUAGAGCUUAUUAGUGAAUUGUUACUUUAAAAAAAAAGGCAGGAACUGGGGUCCAGAAUGAUUAAGGACGUGGCCCCCAGGGUUGCCUGGCUCUUGGAGGCCCUGCUGAAGCAUGACUUCAGGUCUGCUGGUCUCUGAGGCUCAAUUCUUCCUCUCAUACCGUAUUCUUCCUCAGCUCAGCUGCAAACGGAAAGGUCUGCGGUUUGAAUCCACCAGCUGCUCCGCAGGAGAAAGAUGUGGCAGUCUGCUUCCGCAAAGAUUUAUAGCCUCGGAAACCUUAUGGAGCAGACCUGCUCUGUACUAUGGGGUUACUAUGAGUGGAAUCGACUUAAGGGCAGUGGAUUUGAGUUGGGGUUCUUAAGACCUAAGUCCACCUCACCCCGGGGAGUAUUCAGUGGGCCGCACAUGCCCUUGACCCACCCUAGGUGCACAAGUUUCCCAGAGGACACCACUCAGGCUGGGUUGCAGAGGUGAUCUGGGUAAGGGUGGAACAGAGUUAGCACAAACCCAUCUCUGCUCCUAGAGAAGGAAAAAAAAAAAAAAACAUU
Messenger RNA from Loxodonta africana (African savanna elephant), 3130 nucleotides. It is a transcript of the gene DUSP3, whose product is annotated as dual specificity phosphatase 3. The coding region runs from base 44 to 595 and encodes 183 amino acids. Gene Ontology annotation, molecular function: MAP kinase phosphatase activity; protein tyrosine/serine/threonine phosphatase activity. Gene Ontology annotation, cellular component: cytoplasm; cytosol. NCBI's taxonomy places the organism in Eukaryota, Metazoa, Chordata, Mammalia, Proboscidea, Elephantidae. The transcript has 3 exons. Gene Ontology annotation, biological process: negative regulation of T cell receptor signaling pathway; protein dephosphorylation; positive regulation of mitotic cell cycle. The record is from RefSeq and is a predicted model, not a curated record.